Molecule: messenger RNA, 2086 nt
Organism: Zychaea mexicana
Lineage: Eukaryota; Fungi; Mucoromycota; Mucoromycetes; Mucorales; Lichtheimiaceae
Exons: 2
Coding region: 140-1978 (612 amino acids)
Biological process (GO): chemotaxis; neuronal signal transduction
Cellular component (GO): rough endoplasmic reticulum membrane; nuclear membrane
Molecular function (GO): microtubule binding
Source: RefSeq, a predicted model, not a curated record
UGCUUUUCUUUCUCUGGGCCAUCGUCCAGUCACUACAAAAAAAGUUAACACAAACAACGCUCUCAAGAGAGAGACCUUUUUUAUCCAACGAAGUCACUCUAUACUACACUUCCCCCCCUCCCCUUUAUUUCUUUAAUAAAUGGAACCCGGGUCAUCACCACAAGAUACGUUCCGCGUCAGCAACAUGUCAAAUACAAACAAUAACAACAGCGGCAAUACAGUUGUUGGUGCUAGCGAUAAUAACAACAACAACAAUAGUAUCAACAACAAUCCAGCAACACCAUCUACCCCUUCAUCAUCAACAAACAAUAACAGCAACCCACAGCAGCAACAGCAGCAUCCUCAGCUAGACGAUUGCCUGUUUUUAUCACCCACGCUAGCCGACAUUCUCAGCGACGACCGUAUCUUGCGCUUCUAUCAAUGUGUUAAAGACAUCAAAACACAGCGCUCGCCCAUGCAAACAGCCGCCAUGUUCUUUGCCCUCUGUCAUGCACUGGGCGACAAUGUUGUCUUUUUAAAGGUGCCCCAUAUGCCCAAAGUCAUGUUUCGCCAAGAAAAUCAAGUUUAUGCCGUCAAUGUGAGCGGAACAACAACAACACAGCAGGAUCAUCAUCUUUUCACAAACACCACCACUGCAAACGUCAGCAACAAUAGUAAUAAUAGCCUUCAUCACAAUCAUCAACAUGAAUAUGAUCCCUUCAAGAUGGCUGCUCUCGCCGCUGCCGCUGCCGCCUCCACCUCUUCUUCAUCGACUCCGUCACCGUCACCAUCCAUGGCAACUUCCAUGUUUCAACAAAUACAACAAUUACAACAACAGCAACAUCCGAUUCAACAAGACAUGUUUUCUGCUGCGGCAGCGGCAGCGGCGGCAGCAGCAGCCGCCGCCGCAGGCACAGAAGCAUCGCCCCAGCAAUUACUACAGGCGGCAUUAGCUUCGGUCUCGUCACCGGCAGCAGCAGCUGCCGUCGGUGCAACCGGAAAACGCAAGAUCAGCAAUAAUGACGACAAGGCCAUUACCCCUAAUACUACUACUACCAGUACUACCAAACGAACCAAAAAAGCGAGUCCACGCGACAAGGAAUAUUCUGUUCGAAGAAACGACAUCAUUCAAGACUUACUCAAAGUAUCAGAAGCCGAUCUAUUCCACCAAGCCAAUGUCGUUGACAAUGACGUCAAACUGAUCAUUCAAGACCAAGCGCACAACUUGCUGUCCCCACUCCAUCGGUUCGCUACAUUUGCCAACCUACCAGCCCAUUACGAUUGUGACUUUGCUCCACGCAACGCAGGCGUUUAUUUCAACUAUGAGUAUUUCCAAUUAUUCUUGGCUUAUCGUGCCUUGGAAUUGGAACGUCAACAACAACAACAAGGAGGAGGAGCAGGACACCAGCAUGAUACACGGCCGAUUUUAGUGCAGUGUCGCUCCGAGAUUGAAAAAGUGUUGGUGAAUACGAAUUGGGAAGCGAUUCGACGUCGGUUGACGAUUGGUGAACGUAUUUGGCAAAUGUGUUCUGUUGUUGGCCGUGGUUUCUUAUUGUUGAGCAAACAAGUCUCGGGCCGAAAGUUGCUGCACAAUUUCAAUACCGGCGAAUGGGCCGAAUUCAUGCGCGAGUUCCAGCGAUCAGAGAAUCAGACUUUGUUGCAGACGUUACAAACAAAGUACUCGCCUCAUCGAUUCUAUGGUAGUAAUAGUGGUGCUAACGCUGGUGCUACUGCUGCUUCAGCAGUACCUGAUUCGUCUGUCAUGAUACCAUCAUCAUCAUCUCCAUCAUCUCCAGCUACCAUAACAACCGCCACAGCAACAAGUGCUACGAUACCACCCACUACCACGACUGCUAGUACAGCAACAUCUACGCCAAUGGCAAGUACUGCCAUGAAUUUAGGACAAGAAAUACCGGUCGUAGUACAGCACCAAGCAGAUGUCAAACAACAACAACAGCAGAUGACUACUGCUUCACCAAUACCACAACAACCAUCAUGAUCCAACGAGCCAGACUAUCGGGCCCCUCCGCAAUAACAACAUUCCAAAGCAUGCAUAUGUCAUAUAUACGUCUUGUCAGUCUGCACUCAUAUAUACUAAACUACAUUC